Teleopsis dalmanni is the source of this 3194-nucleotide messenger RNA. It is a transcript of the gene AlaRS-m, whose product is annotated as alanine--tRNA ligase, mitochondrial. Gene Ontology annotation, molecular function: alanine-tRNA ligase activity; nucleic acid binding; aminoacyl-tRNA deacylase activity. Gene Ontology annotation, cellular component: mitochondrion; cytoplasm. NCBI's taxonomy places the organism in Eukaryota, Metazoa, Arthropoda, Insecta, Diptera, Diopsidae. The transcript has 12 exons. The record is from RefSeq and is a predicted model, not a curated record. The coding region runs from base 60 to 3104 and encodes 1014 amino acids. Gene Ontology annotation, biological process: alanyl-tRNA aminoacylation; tRNA modification.
GUAAAUUGUUUUGAGCCGGUGAUACAAAAUUGGGUAAAAUUGGUUACAUUUGAUUUGCGAUGCAUUCGUCGGCUAAAAAAUUGCACAGAGUACUUUCAUCAAGUGAAAUUCGAAAAGCUUUUGUUGAUUAUUUUAUGUUAAAUCAUGAUCACAAAUUUGUACGGUCGAGUCCCGUGGUACCAUUUUGCGAUCCAACUGUAGCUUUUGUUAAUGCAGGAAUGAAUCAGUUCAAAUCUGUAUUUUUGGGCAAAACUGAACCGCCCUACAAACGUGUUACAAAUUCCCAAAAGUGCGUACGAGUUGGUGGAAAACAUAAUGAUCUUUCUAUUGUCGGUCAGGAUAGCUAUCAUCACACAUUUUUCGAAAUGUUAGGAAAUUGGUCUUUUGGUGAUUACUUUAAGCGCGAAGCAUGUGCUAUGGCACUUGAUUUACUACGAGGUCCCUAUAACAUCGAUCCUAAUCGCCUUUAUGUUACUUAUUUCGCUGGUGAUAAGGUGCUUGGAUUACCUGCGGACUUAGAGUGUUUCGAAAUAUGGCGUAGUCUUGGCUUCCCCUCUGAACGUAUAUUACCAUUCGGAAGUAAAGACAAUUUCUGGGAAAUGGGAGAAACUGGUCCAUGUGGUCCAUGCACCGAAAUACACAUAGAUCAUCAACCUGAACUUAUAAAUUCUUCAAAUGAUCGCGCCAAGUUGGUUAAUACUGAUCGACCGGAUGUAACAGAACUGUGGAAUUUAGUUUUUAUACAAUAUAAUAGGAAUAAAGAUGGUAGCAUCACACAGUUGCCAGCGCAUCAUGUAGAUACUGGAAUGGGUUUUGAGAGGCUAACAGCUAUUCUGCAAAACAAAAUGUCGAAUUAUGACACCGAUCUUUUCACACCUAUUUUUAAUCAAAUACAAAAGGUAUCAAAAGCACCAGAUUAUAGCGGUAUAUUUCCUUCUAAUACAGAUGAAGCAAUUUUGGAUACUGGUUACAGAAUUUUAGCCGACCAUACCAGAAUGAUUACUGCAUGUCUCUCCGAUGGCAUGUUACCUGAUCAGAAUCAAAAACUACGUCGUGUAUUGCGUAAGGCAUUUACAAUUUCUGAACAAACAUUUGCAAAUGAAAAUUUAGUGGCUCAAUUGGUGCCAAUAGUUGUAGAAACUUUGGGAUCAGCAUACCCUGAAAUGUAUAUUAAACAACAUGCGGUACUGGAACUAAUUGAACAUGAACGUGAAGUAUAUAAAAUUCUACGUGAAACUUCCUCAAAAGCAUUUAUUGAAGCGUUAACAGAAUUUCCAAAUUUAGAAGAUAUAGAUUUAAUGGAAUGUCCUGGUUUUGUACCAGCCUAUCGUGACUUACAGUCGCAAAAACCACAUUUUAUAAAUAAUACACUACCAGGAAAAUUUCUUUUUAAAUUACGCGAUACCUAUGGUUUAACUGAAGAAAAUUUUCAUAAAUUAGCUGAAUUGGAAAACAUGUCUUGCGAUCUUAAAGGCUAUAAAGAAGAAUUAUGUAAUGCAAAAUAUAAAACUAAAUGCGCUAUGACAAAAGUUGAAGACAAUAAAAAUUUAUCUAAGCAAUGGAAAUGCAUUGAUGAAGUCCUGAAUAGUUACACCGCACAAUUACCGACCACAAAUAAUAGUUUAAAAUAUAAUUACUCAUAUGACGCUUCCUCAAGUAAAUAUAACAUAAACGCAGCUAUAGCACAAAUACAAGGCCUAACACAUAACGAUAGUAUUGCGAAUGAACUAAAUAUGACUAAUGUAGACACAAAUGAUGAUGUUAUCUGCAUAAUAACUGAUCGAAGUAAUUUUUAUUAUGAAUCUGGUGGUCAGCAAUCUGAUCGUGGUAAAGUCCUUAUAAAAUUAGAUGAUGGAAAAUGCUCCGAAUUGAAUAUUGUUGAUGUGAAAUUUAUUAAUAAUUGUGUGGUGCAUGUUUGUAGGCUAGAACCAACGGCUGAAAAAAAUUUUUCACUUUGUGUUGGAGAAAAUGUGGAACUGAUUGUAGACGCAAAACAUCGAAAAUCAAACAUCUGCCAUCAUACAGCAACGCAUUUACUAAACGGUGCUGUACGUGCACUAUUUAAUAAAGUUAUCUAUCAAGUAUCAAGUGUGGUAACUGCUGAUAACUGUAAACUCGAAUUAGGUAUUAUUGGGAAAAAAAUUACUAAAGACGAUGUGGAAGACAUAGAGGAUAUGAUCGGACGUGUUAUAUGCGCAUCAGUGCCAGUUGAAACUAAAUUAAUUAACGUUGCCGAUGUAUUACAAGAAAAUGAUAUAACCAUGGUACCAGGUGAAAUCUAUCCAGAAACUGGAUUACGUUUGGUGACUGUGAAUUGUAGUGAAUUUAAAAUGCAAUCAAAAGAAUUAUGUUGUGGGACUCAUGUCACAAAUACUCAGGAGGUUGAAUAUUUUUGUGUCACAAAUUUAAAACAAACGAAUCGUGCACGUUUUGCCUUUACAGCAGUUGCGGGCAAUGUUGCUGAAAAUGUUCUGAAAACGGCAGCUUUGCUUAAACAUCGCGUCGACGUGUUGGAAGAAGAAUUUAAGACUGAUAAAAUGACAAAUGCAACGGAAAUCGAACUACAAAAAAUACGCAACAAUAUACUACAUACAGAUAUGAUGCUUCCUUAUAGUUUUAAGUUAGAUACUUUGACACGUUUAAAUGAGAUCAUAAAAAAAAUUAAAGAAACUACACGCACAACUCUAAAAGAAUUUGUAGAAGUGGAGAUGAAGAAUCUUAUACAGGAGAAACCUAUUGAAACACAUCCUUAUAUUUUGCAUUACAUACAUAGUUCAGCGUUAAUGGAAGCAGUGCCACUGCAAAAAGCAACUAAAAUAUGCAAUGAUCGUCCCGUUUUAGUCAUAAGUAUGUGCGAUAAUAUACUCAGGGCACGUUGUUGUGUGCCAAAGAAAUAUAUUAACAAAAAUUUUAAUGCCGAGAAUUGGUUAAAAGAAUUUGCCACUGAAUUUUCGUCCCAUGUGAUGACUCCCAAAGGACAAAAUGCAGCACAAGUUUCUAAUAUGAAAGGAAAAAAGGUCUCUACACAGUUUGAAGAACAAUUAGAAAUCGCAAUGGCAAAAGCGAAUAAAUUUGCUAAAAACUACAUAUUAUCUAAUAACUAAAUGCCACUCAAAAAUGUACUCUCAAAUGUAAAUUGUUUAUAUAAAUUAUUUUAAAAUUAAUAUAAUUGUAAAUAAGUAAGUUUUGAAACC